CUGUUUUCCCUAUGCAUGCUCGGAGUCAUUUGUGAUGUUGCAGAACGUGCUAAGGGCAGGUGUGUAGUCUGCGGCCGUUUUUGCACUUUGCUAGACUUGUCCACUGCGGAACCCUCAACAUCGAGGCGUGCGCGAGCCGUGUAUCUUGCGCAACUCGUCCGCUGUGGAUUGUUUGAUGCCAAGCAUCACCGACGCGUACAGGCAAGGGCAGUGGGAGGGGUAGAGGCGUGGGGAGAGAUGGAGGGGCUGGAAGAUGAGUCUAUAUGACGCUGUACAGCUGAGCUUGCAGGACCGCACGAAGAAGUGCAGGGUGGGUGUGGGGGAGAGGGUGGUGCGCGCGCAUACCUUCUAGGAACGCGAUGCGCACCGCGUCUUUGCAGCUUCCGCUUGAGGCAGAGUGCGGCGCAGCGCACACGGACUGGAAUGCGCUCGCUUCCCUGCGGAUAUCGCAAUUCCUUUGGCAUGAGCGUGGGAAUUGAUCUGGGGAGCAAGAGGGGAGCCGGCGGGGACGACAAAACGAGGGCGUAGCAUCAGAGCACUUCGAGCAGGCAAAUAGGCGAGAGGUCGAGUGCGCAUGGGGUCUCUAUAAUAACGCAGAACGAGAGAGGGCGGGCAGAAUGACUGAAAAUGUGAAAUAUAUGUGAGGAGGGGAAGGAAUGAAUGUGCAAGGACAGGAGGAUCGAUAAGGUCGACAGUGGAAGGGGUCGAGGGGUCGAGGGUGGGGGUCUUGGGUGGCAGGCGUAUAUGGAGUCGAAAGGACGACCAUGCGUGGGUCGAGCGGAGGGACAGGUGUGCAGGGGAAGACUGGCGCAAGGAGAGACGACAACGUACCUUCAUGACGCUCGUCCUUCUCAUGAGAUGUUGGAGGGCACUGUGUGCCGACACAGUCGGACUGUGUGGCGCGACAAUCAACAGACUGUGUGCGGCACGGCCGGACUGUGUGGCGCAGAUUCACCGCCAAAUCUCGGACUGUCACCGAGAAUCCGGACUGUGUGGCGCUGA
Heterobasidion irregulare TC 32-1 is the source of this 1002-nucleotide messenger RNA. RefSeq lists its product as uncharacterized. Bases 661 to 1002 code for a protein of 113 amino acids. NCBI's taxonomy places the organism in Eukaryota, Fungi, Basidiomycota, Agaricomycetes, Russulales, Bondarzewiaceae. The transcript is spliced from 3 exons. The record is from RefSeq and is a predicted model, not a curated record.